UCUGGAAAAAUUACAAAACCAAACUUAAUAAACAGCAGGAGGCAAGAAAAGAAAAGUUUUCGAUCUGAUCUUUAGUUUCUGCUAUUUUUGUUUCUCUUUGAAGCUUCGGGUUUUUUUCAAUCUCAUUGAUCAGAAAGCCCUACACGAAGAGUGAAGAGAGUGAGAGGGAGAAGGGUUGGUUUGUCUGUGUUUCCUUUGUGAGCGAGAAUGGCGAAGGAUUUAAUGGUUCUGCUGUUGUGGAUUAGUCUCUUUCUACCUUUGGGACAAGCUAUAUGGUUGAAUCUUCCUGGGUCAGGAACGAAGUGUGUUUCAGAGGAAAUCCAGACCAACGUCGUCGUUUUGGCCGAUUACACCGUAGUUUCCGACGAUCACUCUCACGAGAUCCCUACCAUCGCUGUCAAGGUUUCAUCACCAUAUGGGAACACCCUUCAUCACACAGAGAAUGUUACCCAUGGUCAGUUUGCAUUCACAACCACCGAGGCUGGAAACUACCUAGCAUGUUUUUGGGUUGAGGGCUCAAAUAAAGCAGCAGGGGCAAGUGUCAACCUGGACUGGAGGAUUGGAAUUGCAGCGAGGGACUGGGACUCUGUUGCCAGAAAAGAGAAGAUUGAGGGUGUUGAACUUGAGUUGCGGAAGCUUGAAGGAGCAGUGGAAGCCAUUCAUGAAAAUUUGCUUUAUCUCAAGACCAGGGAAGCCGAGAUGAGGUCAGUGAGUGAAAUAACCAACUCCAGGGUGGCAUGGUACAGUAUCUUAUCCCUGGGUAUCUGCAUCUGCGUUUCAGCUUUGCAGUUGUGGCACUUGAAGCACUUCUUCCAAAAGAAGAAGCUUAUUUAACUUCCCCAACUAUUUAUUUUUCCUGAUGCAGUACUACAACAAUGAAAGAAGAUUGAAAUAUUAUUUAUCUUUAUACCUUAAUUUUGCAAUGUUAGGAGGAAAUAGGUAGAAAAUCCGGCCUCGUUCGAGAUUUGGUUGAAUUUAGCAUAUGCACUAGGUACAGCAAAUGCAUCAAGGGUAUGAAACUCAGCUGCAGUUGAGCUUGUUGAGACUAGUGUUUCUCUCACUUUCUUAUACACAUGAUGUGAUAGGUAACUUCUCUUUGGAUA
This is a messenger RNA of Macadamia integrifolia, 1103 nucleotides long. Its product is annotated as transmembrane emp24 domain-containing protein p24delta3-like. Lineage: Eukaryota; Viridiplantae; Streptophyta; Magnoliopsida; Proteales; Proteaceae. Gene Ontology annotation, cellular component: endoplasmic reticulum-Golgi intermediate compartment; endoplasmic reticulum; Golgi apparatus. The transcript has 4 exons. The record is from RefSeq and is a predicted model, not a curated record. Gene Ontology annotation, biological process: intracellular protein transport; endoplasmic reticulum to Golgi vesicle-mediated transport; Golgi organization. Bases 208 to 834 code for a protein of 208 amino acids.